AUGUUGUCACUAAAAAAUGUGUAUUUUUUCCAAGCUGGAAUUGGAAUCUUAGCCAAUGCCUUUCUCCUUCUCUUCCACAUCUUCAACAUCUACCAGAAUCAUAGGCCUAAGCCCACUGAUUUGACCACCUGCCACUUGGCUUUUGUUCACAUAGUGAUGCUACUCACUGCAUUGGAUACAUUAUCUGCAGACAUGUUCAUGUCGCUGAAUUUUCCAAAUGACUUCAAAUGUAAGGCUUUGCUCUAUAUGAGCAGGGUGAUGAGGGGCCUGUCCAUCUGUACCACCUGCCUCCUCAGCAUCAUCCAGGUCAUCACCAUCAGCCCCAGCACCUUCUGCUUGUCAAGAUUUAAACAUAAACUCACAAAUUAUGUUAGCUAUGCUUUCUUCUGUUUUUGGUCCCUCAACUUGUCUUCCAAUAGUAACAUGAUCAUCUAUACUGUAGCUCAUUCCAACAUGACUAAUUUAUUCAAUAUCAAUAUGUACUGCUCACUUUCCUCAAUGAAACCCAUCAUCAUGGAAAUAUUUUUGACACUUGCAUUGUCCCAGAAUGUCGUCUUUGUAGGAAUCAUGCUGCUCUCCAGUGCAUACAUGGUGAUUUUCUUAUCAAGCCAUGAGAGGAGGUCUGAGUACCUUCACAGCACAAGCAUUACCCCAAGAACCUCCCCAGCAAAAAGGGCCACCCAGACUGUCUUGCUGCUGGUUAGUUUCUUUGUGAUAAUGUACUGUUUAGAUAUCAUCAUCUCAUCCUUCUCAACCAUAUUUGGAAAAUAUGAUCCAGUUAUAUGGGAUGUCCAGAGACUUGUGGUUAAUGUCUAUGCCAUGGCUAGUCCUUUGGUGUUUAUUAGUUCUGAUAAAAGAAUAAUUGGUAUUUUUCAAAAACAUGAUUGA
This is a messenger RNA of Oryctolagus cuniculus (rabbit), 888 nucleotides long. Its product is annotated as vomeronasal 1 receptor oryCunV1R1512. The record is from RefSeq and is marked provisional. Gene Ontology annotation, molecular function: pheromone receptor activity. NCBI's taxonomy places the organism in Eukaryota, Metazoa, Chordata, Mammalia, Lagomorpha, Leporidae. Gene Ontology annotation, biological process: G protein-coupled receptor signaling pathway. Gene Ontology annotation, cellular component: membrane.